AGCGCCGAUCUCUGAUUUACUAGCGCGAUGUAUAAAGUCAUGCCAGUUUAAAAAGUUAUUUUUUAAUAAGAGUCUUCUUACACUCCCUUUCCUUCAAGGCGGGGAAACCACUCACACGGCGAAACUCAAAGCGCAAAGUCAUUACACAUCAGCUUUCUGUGACUAAAUAUUAUCACUCCAAAUCAUAGAGAAAGGUAGGUAAUAUCAAAAUAAACGAUAAAAUAGCACUUUGGUAGCGGUUUUUUUUCUGUUGAUUAAGAUCGCACUGUUAUUGUUUUAAAAUAAGUAAUUCCCCGGAGAUAAUGACCUAUCUACGUAUCUUAUCACACAUCAGGGAUAUAUAAGUCGGACGUUCAAUUUUUAAGUUCAUUAAAAUUCAAGAGACUUUGGGCUUCAAGCAACUGGCUGGCUACUGCAGCUUUCAAGAGUCAACGGAGAAAUAUUGGAAUACAAGAUGAAGACCUUCAUCAUCAUCGCAUUGCUGUCAGCACUAGCAGCCUGCUGUAGUGCCAGUGUCCUCCCGAGCGAGGAGAUGGCCGGAGGCAUCACUGUGGUGGAAAAUGCUGAUGAGGCAGAGCUCCAGAAAUUCCUGUCUACCCGCCAGGCGUCAAACGAAACUGAGCUUUUAUUUGAGUCCAACUUCUUCGUGCCAGCCAUUCCGGGCGAAGCGGUAGUACACCGUAUCGAGUACAUUGGCGCACCAAACACUAAGAUAACCACCACUCAUAGAAACCACUUUCCACCUUUGCCAUCUCUAGUGCACACUGCAGGCUGGCUGACCAACAAUCUCGUCAUGACUUUGACUUCACAAGUCGGCGGCAGUAUGCUUGGUAGUGUGAAAAUUUAUGGCUACGUGCACGGAAACUAGUAAAUAGUACCGUAUAUUAUGUACUAAUGCCAGUAAGUCAAGCUACCCCACUCUGUCAAUUACAUUUUCAACUUUAUAUCCGAACAAUACAGCUGAUAAAGUUUGAUAGAAAAGAGUGGCUUGAUCUGCUGGCUAUUACAAUAAUGCCAGCUUGUCGAGUUUCUUCAAAACUGUCAAGAUUUUAAAUUUUAAAUUAGUUGCCCUACAUUGCUGGACUUUCCUGGGCCAACUUCAUUGUGUGCUAUUUUCAAACAAUUUUGGUCCAUAAUUUAAAGUGAAUUGAGUUCAAAAUUUCUUUCUCUUUACACGUUCAUCGCGUAUAAACAAUAAUGAACUCCAAUACAGAUAUACACAGACUUUUUCCUAAGAUGGAAUUAGGUAGAAAACAUUCAAUUCUGGGGACCAAAAAGAACCAUUAUUUUGAAAGAUUGAAGCAGUUUGAUGUACUUGGCACCUGUAACAACGUCCGAACUGUAAUUGGCCAAACAUGAUUUGUCUACUUGAAGCUCAUUUUAUCAUUAUAAUUAUGCAUAUUUUUCUGGUAAAUUGUUAGUAAGUCUCGAUUAAUUUGAAGCCACACCGGCGCUUAUAUCGAGACUUACAUUUUUCUUAAUAUUUACUUAAAUAAUUUAAUCGAUUUCCCUAUAAUCCUGUCAAUAUUUUUUUAUUCUAUCUUAUAUUAUAAUAUGUAUCAUUAAAAUAACAUUAUAAUGUAA
Molecule: messenger RNA, 1584 nt
Organism: Spodoptera frugiperda (fall armyworm)
Lineage: Eukaryota; Metazoa; Arthropoda; Insecta; Lepidoptera; Noctuidae
Exons: 4
Coding region: 455-868 (137 amino acids)
Source: RefSeq, a predicted model, not a curated record